This is a messenger RNA of Hypomesus transpacificus, 6513 nucleotides long. It is a transcript of the gene kcnj14, whose product is annotated as potassium inwardly rectifying channel subfamily J member 14. The transcript is spliced from 7 exons. Gene Ontology annotation, biological process: regulation of monoatomic ion transmembrane transport; potassium ion import across plasma membrane. Gene Ontology annotation, cellular component: plasma membrane. Lineage: Eukaryota; Metazoa; Chordata; Actinopteri; Osmeriformes; Osmeridae. The record is from RefSeq and is a predicted model, not a curated record. The coding region runs from base 2440 to 4038 and encodes 532 amino acids. Gene Ontology annotation, molecular function: inward rectifier potassium channel activity.
UGUGAGGGAAGAGCAACCAGACAGUGGAUUGUUGCUCCCGGGCUACGAAUUAAUAUUUGAAAAUAGUGUCCUUCUUUUUUGUUGUUGUUGCUGUUUUGUUUUUGAUUUGAACUAAAGGAAUAACAAGGGGAAUAUCCUGAUCACAGAUCGUAGCCAAUGUGGUGUUCAAAGAAAGCCAUUGGUCGAACGCUCCUGGCAACGUGUGACCAUGGUAAUCCCUGAGACCACAGGAGCUGAGUGUAUGGCGCUACAAGGCACCAGAGCAACACAUUUGACCUAACUGACCAAAUACCUCAAAUACCUGUUUCAUGAGAAAGAGACACAGCAUAGCAAGUUGGCAACUGUGUAACAUGUGAAGAACCAAACUCUGGGAUUAGCCUGAGGAAAAACAAUAUUAGGUAGAGAGAGGAAGAAACAAGGUGUUCAUCUGCUGCUGUCAUCCAGAGAUCCCUGUGAAGAUGCCCGACACAGGAAGCCCUGCACACCAGUCAACAUGAACCCCUAUGUGACCUCUCACUUUAGGAGGGACCUCUUUCCUCACUUCCAUUUGUUGUAGACUGACCCGUUCUGUUUGUCUCCUCCCUGCUGCCGUAGCUGUGUUGUUUCACGCUCAGACGCCUCGUCUGAGAGUCUGAGGCUGUCUGGGAGCUCCUGUACGAAGGCAGGGGUCCUCAUCAGACGUCAGGGUUUUGCUGUGCUGUUUCUCAGGGGCUGGCUGGGCCUCCACAGGCUCAGCUGCUUUCAGGACCCAAAGAUACCUGGAAUGAUGAACACAAGGUAAAGAUUCAAAGCGUAUCAAGGUCUAGUUUUUGUCCCCUUUUGGUUGGAUUUCUCCUGGUUCAAACCUUUUUGGGUUAUUUUUUCCUCCUUUCUCCCCGUGAUGCUCAAGUGGUUGUUGCAUGCACUGUUUUUUUCCAACCCCCAAAGAGCUCUCCAGACGGACACAUGUGAACCCACUUUUGUUUUUUAAACCUGCACGUCUGCUAAACACAAUCCCGAACAUUUCCUGAUAUUAUUUUCAAAAAGGACGUAUCCCUCCUGUGUUUUGAUAGCUUCCCUGGAAUUGAUGGUGUGUGGUUUCUGUCAAGCAGAGUUGCUGAAUGUCAAACCUGAAACAAGAAGAGAGUUGGAAACCUUGUUGGGAAUAAAAAUGCAGAUACAUUCCUUAACGAGGCCCUCGGUGGAGAAUAGGUCUCCAGUCAUAGAAUAAUAGUUACUCCUCUUCAAGUGAAGUAGUCAAUUUCACCUGUACCAACGUCAUCCGGCAGGAUCCAAACCUGGUUCAUCUAACCAGGCCUCUCAGUGAACGAGGCACGAUUGACUGUGAAUCAGCCAUGCCAACACAGAGUCUCACACUGUCCUAGGGUCAGGAUGUUCAAUCGUAAAAGCGGUCACCUGAGAGAGCAGUCCAAACCUACUUGGAGAUGGUAGUCUGACUGUUGGCCAUUCUGGUCAGUAAAAGCGGCGUCCCAUUGGCUUUGGUCAGUGCUAGUUGUCUGGAGGAGUUAAAUGACUUUUGGUUUCCGUGGAAGAGGACAGGAGGACAGAUUCAUGGGGACCUGCAAAUCCAAGUCUCCAUAGUCAGGGAACUUCCCUGUCCCACUGUGACGUGAAGUUGUGAAGAACAUGGAACGUAAGAUACCGCAUGCUCUUUUCUGCACGGUACAGAUAUGUCUUCCACCGUCCAUGCUGGGCCCGUCUGGUGCAGAGCCCUGUGGUUUUAUGUAGCAGUUCUGCCUUCCCUGUUUACCUCAGUCCCUUUUCUCUGUGUCGUUUGAUUGAUUAAGGAAGGACUGAGCAAAACAACAUGAUCAGUGUCUCCUUACCCCCGCCCUGCUGGCUGCAGUCUGCUCCAUGUGCUUCAGAGUGUUUAGAAAAGCUUUCCUGCACGCUGUGUGGUCUUACCGAUUAGUAACCUAUCACCUCCCUCCCUCUCCAACACAAGAUGUCCUCCAACUGGGGUUCAGUGCUGUUGAUACCUUGGACAUUUGUUGUGUGAUGCUCAUCGUCACUCAAAGGGGUCUACAGUGAGUAUAUUCCUGUCAGGACUUUGUCUGUUGGUUGUCAUUGUAAACGUAUUAUUGUAAGGAGACCUUUCAUUGGUUACCAAAACGUUUGAACUGGGAGGACUCCUCCUAACAGAUUCUUGAGAACAAGAGGUGACUGUUGAACUUUGACCUGUACAGAACUUUGGUCCAACGGUUCUUCACACGGCUCUUGAGAUGAAGAGCGUUUCUUCCUUUUCCCCCCCAAAAAAGGGAAUCUGACAUUUUGGAAAAGAGGAACGCCCAUCUAAAGUUUAGGCAGAAGGUAGAAGACCACACACUUCUCAACUGAGUUCCAGGGAGCUCAAAACUCACACAGCAGAACGACAUCAGCCAAGGACGUAGUAAAGAAUCCACACAGGGUACUUGUGGGACACACUGCCUCUAGUGGACCAUGGGAGCAGCCCGCGUGAAGCGGCGCUUCAGUGCCGUGGUGGAAGGGCUGGUGGAGGAGGAGGAGGUCAUGAGGCUGGCGCAGAGUGCUGCUGACACGGCCAGGAUGGGAGGGGGCCUGGCGGGGACAGGUAGCCCCGCCAGCCCCUCCCCCAGCCCCGCCCUCAACGGCAAAGCUCUCCCGCUGCAGGGCAACGGCAGAGGUGUCCGGAGGCAGAGCGGAGCGGGGGAGUCUGGAGGAGGAGGAGGAGAUGGUGGGAUGAGAGCAGGAGCAGGAGGAGGAGGAGGAGGGUGCUCGGGGUCGAGGGGCGGUAGAGGCGCAGGGGGAAGGGGAGAAGGCUGUUCGUCCUCGGAGCGUGAUUCGCUGUCGUCCCCUUCCUCCUCCAGCCGCCACCAGGCCCGUCGCUCCAGCCACCGGCCCCGCCACCGCUUUGUGGGCAAGGACGGACGCUGCAACGUGGCCUUCGUCAACAUGAGCGAGCGGGGCCAGCGGUAUCUCAGCGACCUCUUCACGACCUGCGUGGACAUCCGCUGGCGCUGGAUGUUAGUCAUCUUCACCCUCUCCUUCCUCCUCUCCUGGCUGCUCUUCGGAUUCGCCUUCUGGCUCAUCGCCACCGCUCACGGGGACCUCGCUGUCCGCCUUCACCCAGGCUCGGGGGCCUCUCCCGGGGCAGGAGAAGCCGGGCCUGGGGGGGUUUCAGACAGAGAGGCCGAGGCGGAGGAACCAUGCUUCUUCCAGGUCAACAGCUUCAUGGCAGCCUUCCUGUUCUCCCUGGAGACGCAGACGUCCAUCGGUUACGGCUUCCGCAGCGUGACCGAGGCGUGCCCCCUGGCGGUGAUGGCGGUCGUCUUGCAGUGCAUCGUGGGCUGCAUCAUCGACGCCUUCAUCAUCGGGGCGGUCAUGGCAAAGAUCGCCAAGCCCAAGAAGCGCAACGAGACGCUGGUGUUCUCCGACACGGCGGUGGUGGCGCUGAGGGACGGGAAGCUCUGCAUCAUGUGGAGGGUUGGAAACCUGCGCAAGAGCCACCUGGUAGAAGCCCACGUGCGAGCACAACUACUGAAGCCAAGGGUCACCCCAGAGGGAGAGUUCCUUCCCCUGGACAACAUGGACAUCAACGUGGGUUUUGACGACGGCACCGACCGAAUCUUCCUAGUCUCGCCGGUCACCAUCGUCCAUGAGAUCGACGACGAGUCUCCGUUCUUCGAGAUGGAUCGGGGGGCUCUGGAGAAUGACUCUGAGCUGGAGGUGGUGGUGAUCCUGGAGGGCAUGGUGGAGGCCACGGCCAUGACCACCCAGUGCCGCAGCUCUUACCUGGCCUCAGAGAUCCUCUGGGGACAUCGCUUCGAACCCGUGCUCUUCGAGAGGAAGGAAUGCUACCAGGUGGACUACUCGUUCUUCCACAGAACCUACGAGGUUCUCAGCACGCCCUCGUGCAGCGCCAAGGACCUGGCUGAGCAGAAGUACAUCCAGAGCUCCCGCUCGUCCUUCUGCUACGAGAACGAGGUGGCUCUCCAGCUCGUCUCCCCCCACCACGACCCCGAACUUGGCUCCCCUCCGCCGCGACGCCCCCCCCAUUCAGAACACCCCCACACCAACUGAUCCGGUGUUGAGAGGGGGGGCACAGGGUAGAGGGGACCUAUGGUUCACAGGGAGAAAGGGAGACAGACAGGGAGAGAGAUAGAGAGGGGUAAGACAAGUUAGAUGAAAAAGAUACAGGUAGAAAGGAAGGUGGAAUCGAGAAAGGUAAGUUCUAGCAGAGAGCAGCUUAAGGAAGAUAAAGAAUAGUUAUAGAAAUAGAAAUUGAAAGACUUGUUUAGAAUGAUAAUUCUUCUAACUAAGACAUAUUUAGGGUUUGUAUGUGUUGACAGAGUGAGGUUAGCCCACGGUCCACGGGGGGGGGGGCCACACUCACACAGUUGUCUGAUUGGGCCUGGCGGUCUUUUCCAAUCAUUCUAACCCAGUCUGCAAUGCCUCUCUACCACCACUGAUCCACACUGGCUCCAGCACCUAGCUGACAGGAGACGUGACACUGCCCCCUGCUGGCUUCAACAUGCAACUGACAUGGAGAUGACUGGUGAUGACAGGGUAUGCUAAUGGUUCCUGUUAGGUCAAAUGUUUCCAUUAGGAUGGAAGCACAGGGGAAUGUUGUGUUCUCAGUUAAAGGGUUGGACUAUUUGUUUGAGCCAAUGUGGUGUCAAAUCACGGAGAAACAGCUCAAACAAGCAGCGAUUUAAGCCGUUUCUUUGACUUGUACUGUAUUCAGUGUACUUUAAUGUACUUGUAAUGUACUAAUGCUAUUCAUUGUAUUUUAUUUGCAUGUGUAAAUCAAACAUUUUCAUUUUCUGUGGUGCAGUGUCAGAAUCCAUUGACAUAAUGGUUUUGAGUGCACUGUCAUCAUGACAUCAAUGGAAUAUUUUGGAUGAUACAGUGUUGUUCAUACUGUUGUUCGGUAUUUAUAGUAUUUCCCCAUGAGUUAUGUAUAAUGUCAACUGUUAGCGUUGCCGAACUGGUUUUGAAUACUGGUGGGGAGGAUGUUCUGGAUGGUAUUGGCUCUGUCUGUACUCCAGGGUAUAACUAAGAUCUGUAAGAGUAACUCUGUAAGUGUAAACUGGCCUGUCCUCCCUGAUCCAUUACAUAUUCCUGUCUCUCUGGGCCCUUAAACAGAGGUAAAACUGUCCUCCUCCUAAGUUCAGACAGCAUGACCAUGGAGACUGGAUCCUGCACAGACCAGUUGCUGAAAGAUGGAAGCAGAAUUUCUUAGUUGUAGGAUAGAAUCACUUGUGUUUGGUUGGUUGGUUUUGGUUGGUGUCUGUCUCACGUGAAGAAGCAGUACACUGGUGCCUUCCAAACAAGAUACAUGUCUGCUUCAUCUGUCACUAUGCUGUCUGACACGUUUUAAACUGGAUUUUCUAUUGCGUGGCUAUUUUGUUGCUCAUACUAGAGUGAAGUCGUUUUUUUUCAAACACCUGUUCACCACUUAUAUGGUAUAUAUUGUGUGUUGUGGGUAACAGGGUUUUCCAUGUCGUUGGCACACGUGUAAAACAGCACAAUAACUGUUCAGUUUUCCCAUUAUGUUGCUCUGGUGUCAUACACCUUAUACAUUGCUCAUCUAAAUUUAGCAACAAUUACAUUUUCUUUGGUCAGUUUCCUUUUAUUAUAGAUUCAUCUUGUUCUAUACUUUAUUCCUCGUGUGUACAACACAACACUCGCGAAAUAUACUUCCUACAGGAACUACAGGAUACCAGUGUAACUUGUCAUAAUGUACUGUUGACCGAUAGAGAUUGAUAAUGAAUUUAACGUGUUGUGCUGUCUCUGAUGGCAUGACCUCACUUGCUGCACAAAUCAGCCUAGAUGCUGACAACUUUGAAACUCUGUAUUGUAUUUUUGCACAGAUGUAUUAUGAUGUAAAUGGCAUCUGGAGAGAAAUAUCACAGAUUGUUGUCUGCAACAACGUUGAAAUCGCGACUGGAAUAUUUUUAAACCUCACAUGCAUAGAUAGCAACCUGCACAACUCUUCACAACUCAGCACGGUAAUAAUAAGAGAAGAAAAACCGUAGUAGAUCAACUUUAUAAAAGCUGCUAUUUCUAUGGUUUGAUGCAUGGGAUGAGCUGUUAUUUUGACUGUUAUUAAUGAUCAUUUAUUCAACGUCUGUGUCUUUCCUUAUCAUGCCUCUUGACUUCCGUCUGCCGUGUUCUAUUUAUACCCGGGCCGCCGGUCUCUCUGCCCCACUUCCACGGAAUGUAACUUGAACCAACCGUACCGUAGCCCUGACCCUACGUAGCCCUGACCCUCUGUGUUAUCGUUUUUUAACGCACCACACAAGAAAAAUAUAUGAAUAUUAUUUACUUGACUAUACUUUGGUACUACUUUGUUAGAUUUCUGAACAUGUAAAAAAAAUAUAUAUAAAUACAGUUCAGGUCAUAGAUUUCCGUUAGUUUCGUAACACAAACGACACAAAAAUCAGCUAUUUCCUUUCUUCUGUUAUAUUUUUCCACAGAUGUUGUUCCCCCUUCUUUGUAGUAUCGCUACAAUGUGAACCGUUUUGGGCAGAGAGCGGAUCAAAGGGAGACAAA